CGGAUAUCCUUGCUCGGUUUCGCGCGGGCGGGAGUUGAAAAUGGACGUGGGAGACGACGUCGAUGACGAAUGGGUGUGGCCGAAUGAGCUCAUGGAAGCGCGACUGAUGGAAGGCAUCCUGCGUUGCCAAGUGUGUGGUGAAUUCCUUAGCGGCCCCGUGAUCCUCCAGGGAUGUCGACACACGUUUUGCUCUGAGUGCGUGCGCAAGCAUUUGUUGGCCAAAGGAACGAACGCAUCUUGUCCCGAAUGCAAAUGCGCCUGCUCAUCGAGCGACUUGAUCCCGAAUCGUCCUUUGGAACAGCUCGUCGGGCUCUUUCGUGCACUCAAACCUAAAGUUCUUCAUUUGUCGUCCUCUCCAUCGUCUGAUGGCGGAGCGACACGGUUAGCCGCGUUCACCACUGCAGUCAAUACAUCCGCUGCGCCCACAUCACUCACAUCCGAUAUCACGACACGGCUACCCACGAUUUCGUACAACGUCAUGAAGGACAGUCAAAUUCGACAGCUCAUGGACAAGGUUGGGCUUCAAGCCAUCCUUCCAACAUCCAAAGACAACAUGAUCACGUGCCACAAAGAGUACACGAUGCUCUGGAAUGCACAACUCGACACGAUGAACCCGAAGACGGCAAGUCAAGUACGCGCCGAAGUCAUCGCGAAGUUUCGACAGCGUCAGCAGGAGAAGGCCGUGAUGGCGUCUACCAGGCGGUCCUUGGGACUUCGUCCCGACGACCCCAUCGAAAAAGCCAUCACAAAGACGUCUGUACUGAACGACAACUUUCGAAAGCUUGCCGACCAAGCCAGGGCCCAGAGAGGCAACCCUUCCCAACCUCAGCCAGCUGCCUCUCCAGCCAAAAUGUCAAGCAAACCACAUGCUGCGCCGUCACCCGUACAUGCUGUGAAUAUGCAAGACGAGGCGAAGGUAGCAAGCAAUGUCAUGGCGAAUGGAGAUUUACGUUUUCUGCCGCGAGAAGCACCGGCUGCAAUGCCAAUGGCUGCACUGGAUGGGACCUGGCGUCACUUGCAUUCCACCACUCUAGACAAAUCCAUCUAUAUCCACAGUGGCAGUGCUCAAGUCACUGACGUCCCUCCAUCGCCGUUCGCAAAACCUCCACCCCUGGCGCCCGCCAAGCGGCAUGUUGAAACUUCCACGACAUGGACGUGCGCGCGGUGCACCCUUGAGAACGAGCCCCACGUCGAGAAAUGCGAGGUUUGCGGCGCUCCCACGACCAAGCCCACGCGGCCGAAGCGGUCAAGACAGAGCAAGCUGUCGUUAUAGCGGAAGCCGUGUCAAGAUGUUGACGUGUUGAAUUAAAUCGCUUUGGUCAAGUCUAUAAUCAAUCCAAGUGAACUUUGAUUUCCAC
Molecule: messenger RNA, 1358 nt
Organism: Aphanomyces invadans
Lineage: Eukaryota; Oomycota; Saprolegniomycetes; Saprolegniales; Verrucalvaceae
Exons: 2
Coding region: 41-1273 (410 amino acids)
Biological process (GO): protein monoubiquitination; DNA damage tolerance
Cellular component (GO): nucleus; Rad6-Rad18 complex
Molecular function (GO): ubiquitin protein ligase activity; single-stranded DNA binding
Source: RefSeq, a predicted model, not a curated record